AUGAGUGGCGACCCUGGCAGGGGCACCAACUCGGACAGCGACCUUUCAGAAGACGUACUUCGCCUCGACAGCACGGGCGGAAGUUUUAGGGGCGUUGGGACCGUGAAGUCCGCUGAGAGGCACGGACGUGCAAAGCUCUCCGGCUACAGCGGAAGCGUGGAGCUUGCCAGGCACGUCAAGACGGGGUUGCUGCUGAUGAACAUCUUGCAGUUUCCCCAGAAGAUCUCCUCGAGACACAAGCACUUCGCCAUCAAGAAUGAGGAGACGGACGUCGCGUGCAACAAGUACUUUGUGAAGAAGGCAUUGAUCUCUGCAGGAGACAACGACUACUCAGCAUACAUGCUGGGUGACUUGUUGGAGUAUGGCCACAGAUCCAAGCAGGUGUACCACGGGGUUGGCAAGCUCAUUGGUACACUGCACAAGGGAAAAUCCUAUGGCUUCACCCUGGACAACCCUGAGCACCAGGACACCUUGCUGAAGUCCAUCAGGGAGAACUACGACAUCCUGGAUGGGGUGGGUGACAGCCAGAUCCUUUUCUUGGACUGCAGGCCAAUAGACGAUCCUUGCAAGGACAUCACACUUAGGGACCGCGUUGGGACCAAUGAGGGCAAUGUCAAACACAUGGCCUCAACAAGUUCCCGUGUGAUGGCCCAAAUUGGAAGUACCCCUGUGGCAGCAACUGCCAAGAGUGUCGGUGGGGCACGGGCAAAACCGCUAUCAGGGAGUGCCUUGAAGCUGCGACCUAGGAAGGGUUGGAGCGCUCACAAAAUCAUCAGCUGGCGCCACAGGGGGACUGACGUUCAAGCUCCUACUGGGCCUGGUAAGGCACCUCCUAGGGUGACUCUUACAGGAGCGCCACCUACUCCGUGCAAAGACUUGGGAGUAGCCUUCUCAACAGGCUUAGACUUUGCAGUAAGAGGGACAGCAGCUGUCUUCAAGGCUGAUGAUGAUGUCGGCGAAGAAGCGUUUCUUCGUCCUACACCAAAGGUGAGCGCUCAAGUGCCAGCAAAGUCAUGGCCAGCUAAAUCUGUCAUUGCUGCUGGAGCAACAAGCAAAAAAAUGGAGAAGGUGGCGGAGAAAGACAACGAGAAGAAAGAUGAUGAUCCCAACACAGGGACAUCACCUAUGAAGGUUGAAGAAAAAGAGGGUGAAAGGAAGGGAUGA
This is a messenger RNA of Symbiodinium pilosum, 1164 nucleotides long. The record is from the annotation of a GenBank genome assembly. Lineage: Eukaryota; Dinophyceae; Suessiales; Symbiodiniaceae.